This is a messenger RNA of Archocentrus centrarchus (flier cichlid), 902 nucleotides long. RefSeq names its product osteoclast stimulating factor 1 (gene ostf1). The record is from RefSeq and is a predicted model, not a curated record. The transcript has 10 exons. Gene Ontology annotation, biological process: signal transduction. Bases 110 to 754 code for a protein of 214 amino acids. NCBI's taxonomy places the organism in Eukaryota, Metazoa, Chordata, Actinopteri, Cichliformes, Cichlidae. Gene Ontology annotation, molecular function: protein binding.
ACUUCCUCAUUGAGAGUGCUAGCAGCGACAACCUCGUCAGUCCAGGGACGUUUGUGGUUGAAACAACACUGUGCGCUUUUUUUUUUCGCUUAAUUUACGAGCCUUACAAAUGUCGAAGCCUCCUCCUAAGCCGGCCAAACCAGGCCAAGUCAAGGUGUUCAGAGCUUUGUUCACCUUCGACCCAAGAACACCAGAUGAGUUAUAUUUUGAAGAAGGAGACAUCUUGUACGUCUCUGACACAAGUGACACUAAUUGGUGGAAGGGGACAUGUAGAGGAAGGACAGGACUAAUUCCAAGUAACUACGUGGCUGAGCAGGCAGAGUCUAUCGACAAUCCAAUGCAUGAAGCAGCCAAACGAGGCAAUUUGAGCUGGCUGAGAGAAUGUGUGGACAAUAAAGUUGGAAUCAACGGUUUGGAUAAAGCUGGAAAUACUGCCCUCUACUGGGGAUGCCACGGAGGACAUAAAGAUGUGGUGGAGCUUUUGCUCAGCCAGUCCAAUGUGGAGCUCAACCAGCAGAAUAAACUUGGAGACACCGCGCUACACGCUGCUGCCUGGAAGGGUUAUUCUGACAUUGUGGAAAUGCUGCUUAACAAGAAUGCAAGAAUAGACAUCAGGAAUAAUGAAAAUAAGCUGGCUCUGGACAUGGCCACAAAUGCCCAGUGUGCUUCACUUCUCAAAAGGAAACAGGGAGGCAGCGUCGCCCGCACACACAGCAAUGCUGAAGAGUAUUUGGAUGAUGAAGACUCGGACUGAGCUGGCCCUGUUAAACCAUUGCCUCGGUCUUAAAUUGGGUUUUGGGGGUCAUGAUAUUUGCAGAGUUUUAUUACAGGACCUAAAAUGGAUUUGCUGUGUAACUGUAAUUUCAUUUUUAGUUCAGUUAUUUUGUUCAAACACCUCACUU